AUGGUCCAGGACAACGUGGAAGAAAGUUUCCGUCAAGCGAUAGCGCAGUUCAAUGCUUCAAAGUUAGGCGACGGUAGUGAUGACACUGGUGGUGGGGCUGAGACUUGCACGAGUGACAAAAGUAGUGCGGAACUUCUUGACGACUAUCUGAUACAUGUCGCUCGCACUGGCAAGACGUUGUUUGAGUGGUUGUUCAUUAGGCCGCUGUUCAUCAGCCGGCUAGAGCGCGCAAUGCUCGAGAUGGCUGUCAAUGCACCAAUGCGCAACACGGACGAUAAGUCGUAUUUGGAGUGCAGGGAACGGGUUCUGAAACGCGUCCGCGAAUUUCAGGGUAUUCCAUUCACAAUACAGCGCAUGUGCGAACUGAUCACCUCACCAAAGAAGCAUUAUUUUCGCGUCGACAAAUACUACCGAGCUCUGGAGAAGAAUAUCUGCAUUGUUAGCACCAUCGGUCCGAACGAGGAGAGAGAGACCGAGCUCGAGUAUCAUGUUGUGAAUGGUAUUGCCACUACAGGUGAAAGUGAUGAAAACUUGAAGAAACACGGUACACCUCGCGUUGCCAGCAACAGUCCAUCCGCGAUGGCGACUGCUGAUUUGUCAGAGGGCGGCGAUACGAAGGCUCAUUUGGUCUCUACAGCCGAAACCGCAACCACGGUCGCAGUCGUACCUCAGGUUGCAACAUCGUCCUAUGGCAACGGCACGCCAAUGCCGAGCAUUGAGGCCCUCUGGAACAGUACGAUGACUUCCUCUACCUGCAAUACGAUCAGAAACAACAGUGUUGCUCCAUUGAGUCCGCUGGAGAUAGCAACGAAUGUCAACAGCCCUUCUGACACAUCCCUCGAAAGCCUUUGCCCGUCGAUCAGCCACUCGAUGAUCGACGCUGACGAAGACAUCCUUUCGAAGGAGUCGUAUUGGAUCGGGAGCGCGUCUUCGUUGCCAGAAAUUACGUCUAGCAGUGCUCAGAACAAACACAGUGAACCUGCUGCAAAUGGUAGCGGCAGCAGUAGCUCGCUGCCGUCGGUAGAGAUCGCGUUCGGCAGUUACGCUCAUUCGUCGGUGCUGACCGCCCAAGCGCAGCCGGUGGACGACGACAACCGUUUCGCUCCGUUCAUUCAAAAAGUUGAAGAACAAGUACCGCCGCUGUCCCCGCAGGCAGUAACGCAGUCAAGUUCGGCUCUUACCGAUGCUUUGCCUCCUGUCGACAAAGCCGAGCCUCCACGGGAGAACGCUGCUAUAGUCGCCUCGAACGCCUCUCCAAACGGUUCAGCAACUGACAGGACAAAAGCAAUCGCCGAAUUUGACAGUGACUGCUUGACCUGA
Molecule: messenger RNA, 1320 nt
Organism: Soboliphyme baturini
Lineage: Eukaryota; Metazoa; Nematoda; Enoplea; Dioctophymatida; Soboliphymatidae
Source: the annotation of a GenBank genome assembly